AUGACUUUGACCACCGAAGACACGAGAAUCCCAACCGAGAACAAUGCCUACGUUAUGCUGGGGAUCGACAAACUUGGUUUGGAGGGCCGGCCUAUGCCUCCUUCGCCAGGAGAGUAUGAAGUGAUAGUAGCACCAAAGAAGACGGGCAUUUGUGGCUCAGAUAUGCACAUAUUUUUGGAGGGUCGUGCAGGGGAGUCUUCGUUCUGUGACCCGUUGAUUCUUGGCCAUGAAGCAGCUGGUGUUGUUGCCCAAGUCGGAUCGAAGGUCACGUCCCUCCAAAUUGGUGAUCGAGUUGCACUUGAGCCUGGAUUUUGCUGCCGCAGGUGCGAGUUCUGCAAAGGCGGUGAAUAUAGGCAAUGCGGUGACUUCAAGUUUGCCGCGGCCGAUGGUUUUGACGGAACAUUGCAAGGCUUUUUCACCAUCCCUGCCGAUUUCUGCUACCGCCUGCCAGAGUCUAUGUCAUUUGAGGAGGGUGCCCUGAUCGAACCUCUCGCCGUCGCUGUCAUGGCUGUCAGCAGUGUGGCAAAGAUGAAGCACAACGCCAAUAUGGCAGUUUUUGGAGCUGGCCCCGUGGGUCUUCUAACCAUGGCAGUUGCGAAAGCUUUAGGAGCUAGACGAAUUGUGGCAGUCGAUGUCAACGAACAGAGACUCGACUUCGCCAAAGGCUACUGCGCAACGGAUGUUCACGCCGCCAUCCCUAAGAACUCUGGUGAAGACAACAUGUCUUACUCCAAACAACACGCACUCGAGAUCAUGAAGAAGUUUGGACUUGGCGAACGCGGAGAGGGCAUUGAUCUUGUUGUAGAAUGCUCAGGCGCCGAGGUUUGUGUCCAAACGGGGAUCUGGCUCGCCAAACGGCGUGGCAUGUUCGUGCAGGUCGGCGCUGGUCCGGCAAACAACCUCAUCCCAAUGUCCAUCCUUGUGAACAAGGAGAUUACCGUGAAGGGAAGUUUGAGGUAUGGGCCUGGUUGCUACCAGCUAGCUAUCGAUCUUGUGCGGCAAGGGCGAAUCAACUUGAAGCCCCUCCUGACACAUCGUUUCCCUUUCAAAGAUGCCGCGAAGGCCUUCAAAGCAAUGCAAAAUGGAAAGGGGGAUGAUGGAAAAGUGACAAUCAAAGUCAUCACUGACGGGCCUCUGGCUUGA
This is a messenger RNA of Colletotrichum siamense, 1143 nucleotides long. RefSeq names its product putative D-xylulose reductase A (gene xdhA-2). The coding region runs from base 1 to 1143 and encodes 380 amino acids. Gene Ontology annotation, molecular function: zinc ion binding; L-iditol 2-dehydrogenase (NAD+) activity. Gene Ontology annotation, biological process: D-sorbitol catabolic process. NCBI's taxonomy places the organism in Eukaryota, Fungi, Ascomycota, Sordariomycetes, Glomerellales, Glomerellaceae. The record is from RefSeq and is a predicted model, not a curated record. The transcript has 15 exons.